AUGUGGUUCGUAAAGAAAGGAAAUCAUGAGUUUAUCAUCUCGACGAUUAAUGAUGAUGAUGAUGAUAGAGUAGACAAGAUGAAAACUUCUUACGUGAAAACAACGAGAAAUGCAAUUGAAAAUGUCAGAGUUGUGAUCUAUUUUUGUUCAAGAAUUUUAUUUCUGUCUGUAGGAAUUGUCAAAGGAAUUUCUCAAGUUGCAAGUUUUGUUCUUAUUUUGACAUGGGAUGACAUCACUAUUGGAUAUUCGCAACUCGCUUUUCGCGAUUUUCUAAAGCUUCCCCCUUUUGCUCUAAACAUGAACAAAGGAAACUCUUAUGAAUUAUGUGAAUCCAACAAAGAAAAAUUAUUAUUAUUCAGCAGCUCGUGA
Messenger RNA from Clunio marinus, 369 nucleotides. The record is from the annotation of a GenBank genome assembly. NCBI's taxonomy places the organism in Eukaryota, Metazoa, Arthropoda, Insecta, Diptera, Chironomidae.